Fukomys damarensis (Damara mole-rat) is the source of this 2588-nucleotide messenger RNA. RefSeq names its product CREB/ATF bZIP transcription factor (gene Crebzf). Gene Ontology annotation, molecular function: DNA-binding transcription factor activity; transcription cis-regulatory region binding. Lineage: Eukaryota; Metazoa; Chordata; Mammalia; Rodentia; Bathyergidae. The record is from RefSeq and is a predicted model, not a curated record. Gene Ontology annotation, biological process: regulation of transcription by RNA polymerase II. The transcript has 2 exons. Gene Ontology annotation, cellular component: nucleus. Bases 28 to 849 code for a protein of 273 amino acids.
GCCGUGCGCGCGCCCUCGCCUGAGGAGAUGGAGGAAGAGGCGAUCGCCGGCGUCCCGGGAGAGGAGACGGAGGACAUGGACUUUCUGUCUGGGCUGGAACUGGCCGAUCUGCUGGACCCUCGGCAGCCGGACUGGCACUUGGAGCCCGGACUCAGCUCGCCAGGGCCUCUCUCCUCGUCCGGCGGCGGCUCGGAUAGCGGCGGCCUUUGGCGAGGGGACGACGACGAUGAGGCCGCGGCGGCUGAGAUGCAGCGCUUUUCCGACCUGCUGCAGAGGCUGUUAAACGGUAUCGGAGGCUGCGGCGGAGGCAGUGACAGUGGCAUCGGGGAAAAGAGGCGAAGGAAGUCCCCUGGAGGAGGCAGCGGUGGCGGCAGCGGCAACGACAACAAUCAGGCGGCGACAAAGAGUCCCCGGAAGGCAGCGGCGGCCGCAGCGCGUCUCAAUCGGCUAAAGAAGAAGGAGUACGUGAUGGGGCUGGAGAGUCGAGUCCGGGGACUGGCAGCCGAGAACCAGGAGCUGCGGGCCGAGAAUCGGGAGCUGGGCAGGCGCGUCCAGGCGUUGCAGGAAGAGAGUCGCUACCUACGGGCAGUCCUAGCCAACGAGACUGGACUGGCUCGCCUGCUGAGCCGGCUGAGCGGCGUGGGACUGCGGCUGACCACCUCGCUCUUCAGAGACUCGCCCGCCGGGGACCAUGACUACGCCCUGCCUGUAGGAAAGCAGCAGCAGCAGGACCUGCUGGAAGAGGACGACUCGGCAGGAGGAGUGUGUCUUCAUGUGGACAAGGAUAAGGUGUCGGUGGAGUUCUGCUCGGCGUGCGCUCGGAAGGCGUCGUCGUCUCUUAAAAUGUAGGGUCAAGUAAUCUGCUCUUUAUCCGCGUUUACCCCUUUCAACUCCCUUACACCAUGUAAAACACUUUAGUGGGACAUCUUCACUGGACACAUUUCAGAGGAGGAAAAAAUUUCUUUUUUAGGUGAUUUCCUUCCUGCCAGGCUCCGUUGUAGGGGUUACAGAACAGUCGUUCCCGCCUCACAACCUGGUAAGGAUCCAUCUCUUCACGUAACGCUCAUGCUCUGCUGCUUAGUCUACUUUAAUGGGCAACAUCUCAAUUUGUGUGUGUGUGUGAUUUUUUUUUUUUAUUCUUUUUUGAAACGUGGGAGGGGAAUCUAAUUUGGGCCCUGUCCACCCUGGAAACAGACUUGUGCUGGUCAACGAUGUAUUUAAGAUGCUUCUUCUGGUUGAAAUAGCUGUUAAUGUGUCCCCUUGUUCAGACUUGCGUGUACCUAGCUCUUCUGUACCCAGUGUGGACAUGGCCUUGGAUGACAUCGGUUCCAACUGUACACUGAAACCUGCUUAUAGCGAUACAGUUUGGAGACAGUGAAACAGGUGAAGUUGAAUGGAAGUUCCGAGUUGUACAAGGUGCAAAUUGGAAUUCCAAUUUUAGAGCAACUUUUCAGAGGUUGACAAUAAGUAUUUGAGGCAUGCAAAAUGUAACUUACUUUGCUGGAGAUGAGAGAAAUCUCUUAAAUAUUCGAAAAUGCUUUUUAGUUUUCAGUAGAAAAUACAAAAGUACAGUCUCUUCAGAAUAACAGAUUUUAAUCUCACCAUUAGAGAAGUUGCAAAUUUACCUAUCAGAUUCUCCUGUGUUUUAGUUAAUUGAAGGAAGAAUAAGAAUGGCUAAUGAAGUGUUUCCUUGAGGACCAGCACAGUGAUUACCGUAUCACUGAAUAUAAAUUGUUGAACACCUUUAUUUUUGUUGUAUUUUAGGUUAAAUUUAUGUAUGUAUGAUUAGAUACUGAAGGUUGUGAAAUGUGAAUGAAAACGUGUAAAGUGAGGCUUCACAAAGAAUCUUACUCCAUAUUUUAAAAGUAUUUUCCCUUUUUAAAAAUAAAUUUUUUAAGUGGUUCUGGCCACUUAAUGUAAUACUGAUGUUAUUUUUCCAAAAAUGGGAAAAAAAAAGUCUUCCCUUGCAGUACUUUAAUCUGUUGUCCACUUGUAUAAAUUAUGCUGUCCUUCAUUAUAAAGGGCAUUAAGAAAUUCUUUGUGAAACAUCACUGUUUGAUAAAGUACAUACGUAUUUAGCAUCCUUGUUUUUCUUUGUGCUAAAGUGGAUACAGCUGUUGGGGCAGAAGAGACGGGACCAGCUGCUGGCCACAUUUCCUGCUUUAUUUUAAAAGGUAGUAUAAGAAAUGAGGAAAAAGAGGUAAUGUCAGGGCUUCUGCUGUCUUUUAUUUUCAAAAUGUUCGUAAUUGAAAAAUAUUUUCCAGCAGUCCAAAGAUCUAAGUUAUCUUACACAUAAGAUGUUUUAUUUUGUUAUUGUUUGGUUAUGGAAAUGGAAUCCGUGUUCUUGCACAACUGUAAAUGUUUUGUUGCUAGAUAAUAUGAUUUGAGACCUAAAUUGGUCUCUGGUUUCCAGUGCAUCACAGCAUAUUUUGUGAAAUCACCUACUGCACUUGAGCAUGAAUGGGUAAUAGCCAAACUCACAACCUGGAGUGACGAACUUGCUUUUACCUAAGGGCAGGAGCAAGCCCCUCACAAUGCAGCUGCAUGGAUUUUUAGUGCCUACUGAAUUAUAUAUAUAUAUAUAUAUA